AGCUUUUAGAAUUAAUAUAUUGAUUUACGUGAACAUUGCAUUUAACCUACAUCAUAGUAUCCAUAAGGACAAAUACAUUUGAACAUGACUAAUUGUCUAUAAGUGGUAUCACAAGUUAAACAAUUAUUAUCAUAGAUUCCAUUACAUGUUUUACAAGUGGAAUGACAUUAUUAACAUUCUAAUUAGAAACCAUCACUAAAAUAAUGAGUAUCUUUGCAUAGACAUUUAAAAGUUGAUCCUACUCUAUCUGGUUAUCUAGUAGAUGGACAACUUGUACAUUAAUCUAUUCCUGAUAUAUCACAAUCAGCACAAGUAUGAUCACAUAUAACUAAGUCAAUUAGAAUUAUAUUUACAUUAACAUAUAGGAUUUUAUAUUCCAAAUUCAACAUAUGCCUUAUUACAUGAACAUAAAUUAUUUAAUGUCAAAUGACGAUUAUGUAAUGAUGAGCAAGAAGUGCAGUCAGUUGAUAAAGAACCUUUACAAUUCUCACAUGAA
Paramecium sonneborni is the source of this 496-nucleotide messenger RNA. NCBI's taxonomy places the organism in Eukaryota, Ciliophora, Oligohymenophorea, Peniculida, Parameciidae. The record is from the annotation of a GenBank genome assembly.